AGCAUCAACGGAACCGGAAAAGGCAUUAACUGUACAGCUGCAAAAUGGCGACCGUCAAUGUGAACCGCAGCGUAACGGACAUCUUCUAUCGCUACAAGAUGCCGCGUCUACAGGCCAAGGUCGAGGGCAAGGGCAACGGCAUCAAAACGGUCCUGGUCAACAUGGCCGAAGUGGCGCGCGCCAUCGGCCGCCCGGCCACCUAUCCGACCAAGUACUUUGGCUGUGAACUGGGCGCCCAAACGCAGUUCGAUCAUAAGAACGAACGUUUCAUUGUGAAUGGGUCGCAUGAUGUUAACAAGCUGCAGGAUCUGCUCGAUGGCUUCAUACGCAAAUUUGUGCUGUGUCCCGAAUGCGAUAAUCCGGAGACCAAUUUGACCGUCUCGGCCAAGAACCAGACCAUCUCGCAAUCGUGCAAGGCCUGUGGCUUUCAUGGUCUGCUCAAGGUCAACCAUAAAGUCAACACGUACAUUGUGAAGAAUCCACCAUCAUUGAAUCCGGCCGCACAGGGCUCCUCCCUGACCGAGGGCAAGCGUUCCAAGCGUGUCCAGAAGCAGAAGAACGAGAAUUCUGAUGGUUCCAUGUCCAACAACUCAAUGGCCAACAAUUCCGGCGGCGAAUCAGAUGGCGGCAAUGGCACCAAUCAUGCCAGCCAGACCGAGGCCGAGAUCAGCGCCGCCAUACCGGAGAAGAGCAUUACCGAGGACGAUGACGAUGGCGGCUGGAGCGUUGAUGUUUCCAAGGAAGCGAUCCGUGCACGUUUGCAGGACCUGACCGAUGGCGCAAAGGGUAUGACCAUUUCGGAUGACUACGACAAGACAGAAAAGGAACGUAUCGACAUCUUCUAUGAGCUGGUGAAGAACAAGCGCGACAAUAAGCAGCUGGAUGAUGUGCCCACGCACAAGGAGCUGCUGAUUGAGGCCGAGCGAUUGGAUAUUGUGAACAAGGCGCCGCUGGUGCUGGCCGAACUGCUCUUCACGGAGAACAUCAUACACGAUGUGCGCAAGAAUCGCAUUCUACUGCUGCGCUUCACCCAUAACAAUCCGAAGGGUCAGCGCUAUCUGAUUGGCGGCAUCGAGCAGACCGUGGAGCUGCAUGCUAACACGCUGAUGAGCAAGGUGGCCGGCAUCUUUAAGAUCUUUUAUGACUUGGACAUACUCGACGAGAAGGUGAUACUGGAAUGGGCCCAAAAGGUGAGCAAGCGUCAUGUUUCGAAGAAGAUUGCGACCGAAAUACACGAGAGAGUGGAACCGUUUGUCCAAUGGCUCAAGGAUGCCGAGGAGGAGGACUCCUCGUCUGACGAGGACAAUAAUGCUGGCGGUGAUUCGGAUGUGGAAAUCGAAUAUGAUGAUCGUGCUCGGGUCGAACCCCUUAAGGUAGCCGCUGUCAGUGCCGCCGUUGCCGCUGUCAACAAGAAGAACGCCAUGGACGAAGAGGAUGGCGACGAGAUAGAUAUCGAUGAGAUCUAAGCAGCAGCAGCAGCAUCAGUUUGUGGAUUAGGGGUUAGCCAAAAUUGUAAAAGCGCAUGGUUCGGAAUGGCAGGACAAGCAAAUCAAAUCAGUGACGAGUGGCGAGUACCGAGUAGCAAGUAGCUAGUGACAUUUAGCGAGUUGCAAGUAGCGAGUGGCAAGUGGCGAGUGACGAAUUGCGAGUAACGCGUAGUGAGUGACAUGUAGCGAGGGACGAGUAGCGACUAACGACAAGUGGGUGACAAGUAGCGAGUAACGAGUAGCAAGUAGCUAGUAACGAGUUGCAAGCGACGUGUGACGAGUAGCCAGUGACGAGCAACGAGUAACGAGUUGACACGAUGCAACAACAAGAACAACAACAACUGUCCAGCCCAGCGAAACAACUUUUGGGGGCCCGCUUAACUUUGAUGAUGAAUCGCCUAAUCUCACGACUUCACUACAUUUCGAUUGUAAUCACAUUUGCAUUAUCCUAUAUACCCAUUUGUAACAAUAAACACAAAAUUUAAAUUUAAAUUAAAUGCACAUACUCGAUAUAGUAAAUAAUAUGGCGCUGAUUAACAUUUUCCCCAAAAAAAAAAAAA
Molecule: messenger RNA, 2047 nt
Organism: Drosophila virilis
Lineage: Eukaryota; Metazoa; Arthropoda; Insecta; Diptera; Drosophilidae
Gene: eIF5
Product: eukaryotic translation initiation factor 5
Biological process (GO): formation of translation preinitiation complex; formation of cytoplasmic translation initiation complex; translational initiation
Cellular component (GO): cytosol
Molecular function (GO): translation initiation factor activity; GDP-dissociation inhibitor activity; eukaryotic initiation factor eIF2 binding
Source: RefSeq, a predicted model, not a curated record